Molecule: messenger RNA, 7169 nt
Organism: Gymnodraco acuticeps
Lineage: Eukaryota; Metazoa; Chordata; Actinopteri; Perciformes; Bathydraconidae
Exons: 2
Coding region: 875-3355 (826 amino acids)
Source: RefSeq, a predicted model, not a curated record
GCGGCCGCAGCUAGACCCUUCUCGUUGUUAGAGCCAUUUUCUGUGUUGACAAUGAGUGUAUUAUUUUCUUAUUAAUUUAGAUCUUAAUAUAUUCUUUCCAUUUAUGUAUUAGUACCGAAUUAAAUAUUCGGAGAAAAACCUUGAUUUACUGCGAGCCACACCUGUGAUAUAAGGAAGGGGUGGGACUGAGCGUGAGGAGGAAAUUGUCUCCAGCAAUGAACGGGGGAUCGGAACAGUCUUUGACCUCAUGUUACACUGAUCGUUUUGUUUAUUUUGUUUGUUUAAAUAUAUGAAAGUAAAUAAAUCGGCCGAGGAAGGCAAAGAAAUCAGCGCCUACAGAGCUUUAUUUGGAUGGUUUUUAACGUGUGAGUCAAGAAGCGGAUCCCUGUUGACGUGGCACAGUUUUUAGAUAUCCCACAAGAAUGGGCCACGACAUAGUCAAAGACUCCGGACCGCUGGAAUAACUGAUGUUAAAGACGCAUCGCUGACUGGAAUCCCGGUUUUGUGAUUUGUGAAUGGAAUAAGGAUACUCCGUGGACAAGGAUUGCGCAACAAUCAGCUGUUAAGCCAUGCGGAGGGCCGCGAGUAAACAAAGGACGGAUCAAGAACAGUGAGUACAUGGACUAAUAUUAGGAAUGAGAUGAACUCUUAAGCCAGAAGAAAAACAUUAAACAUGAUCGGGAUGUGGAUAUAUGCUGGAUGCCUGCCAAGAUAAAAGGAAACGGAAUGGAGCAGAGAGAAAUGUUUGUGACGACGCAAUGUUGACAAGGAAAUGAUGUCAUGAUGGCUGAAGAACCUGAUAAAUUAGAGAAUGAGUUAAAAACUCUCAGUGCGAAGCGCAGAGGGAAACUGGGCGCGUGCACGCGUAAACUGAAUGAACUCAGACCACUGCUUGCUGAUAGUGGAAAUAGUGAAAGGGUGUUACGACUUACGAGGUGUGGAACAAUUAAAAGUGACUCUGGAUGAAUUUAAAGAUGCUCAUGCUGCUGUCCAAAUGCUCUUACCUUCUGAAAUAAAGGAAAAUGAGACGUUGGACUGGUAUGACUAUGAGCCCAAAAUGGAAACAUUUGAGAAUUUCCUAAAGGAAGUGGAUUCAUGGAACACUUUUCCACUAGACCCUCAGAUGCUUAUUAAUCCUCAUACUAGUAUCUCCAAUGUAUCCAAUGAGUCUAGGAUAUCAAAAUGUUCAAAACAAACAAGACAAUCUGCAACUUCAAUAGCCUCAGCUCAUCUUAAAGUAGCCACGGAGAAAGCUGCAUUACAAGCACGGAUGUCCACAUUAAAACAGAAACAGGCAUUGGAAAUGAAGAAAACCAGAUUACAAGCUGAAUUGGAGAGAAUGGAACUGGAGGAGCAUAUAGCCGAAUCUGAAGCCAAAUUAAAGGUGUUUGACAGUUUUUAUGUGGGCCCUGAAAGACAUUCUACAGUACAGGAAAGAGAUGGAAUGAAUGAAUAUUUGACAAGCCACAUUGCUAAAACAUCACUUCACAGCCAACCCAGAGCUCAAAUACCUGCACUUGCAUUAGACCCCUCUGAACCAGCUCCACUGUUGAGCCCGAGAACAUCAGAGCCACCAAGGAGUGAAAGUUCUGAGGAAUCAGACUCUAGUAGUCAUAGUAGAGAUUUGGUAACUGUGAUCCAGAGGCAAAAUGAUAUUGCAGAUUUACUAAUGUUACAUCAGAAACAAUCCUCACUUCCCUCCAGACAAAUACCUGUAUUUGAUGGUGACCCUUUAAGUUUCCAAACAUUCAUGCGAGCAUUUAAACAUGGCAUUGAGAAUAGUUGUGAUGAUGAUAGACUUUAUUACCUUGAACAAUACACUAGUGGCCAACCUAGGGAACUGGUGAGGAGCUGCUUUCACAUGGAACCAGAGAGAGGUUAUGCUGAGGCACGAAGACUUCUGAAAGUUCACUUUGGAGAUGGAUUGAAAAUUACAAAUGCCUACAUGGGGAAAGCCCUCAACUGGAGCAUGAUUAAACCUGAUGAUGGAAAAGCAUUACAUGCAUAUGCCCUUUACCUGAGAGGAUGCUGCAAUGCUAUGAAGGAACUAAAAAGCAUGGAAGAACUGGAUCUUGUAUCUACUUUAAAGCUCAUUGUGUCAAAACUGCCAUACAAGCUGAAGGAAAAGUGGAGAAAUACAGCAUUCGAGCUUCUAGAACGAAACCAAAGAAGGGCCACGUUCUCUGAUCUUGUUGUGUUUAUGGAAAAGCAAGCCAGCAUUCUGCAAGAUCCCCUCUUUGGUGAUAUUCAUGAUGUUAUGCCAUCCCAGAGAGCCAUCCCAAAAGCUACUACAUCCUACUCCAAACAGCAAAUCAACCAACGAGGUAAAAGUAGUAGCUUUGCCAUGGCAAUAGAAACGAGGAACUGUAACACUGCAAGUCCAAAAAGCUAUCAACGACCUGAAAGCCUGGUUACAAAUAGGUGGGAUGGUAAUUGUUGCAUUUGCAAGAAAGGCAAACACUCGCUAAAUGAAUGUGAAAUAUUAAAGCUGCAACCACGUGAUGUAAAGGUGCAACUAUUGAAGGAAAAAGGCAUUUGCUUUGGAUGUCUAACCAGGGGACACAUGAGCAAAGCGUGUAGGAAAAGGAGUACAUGCCUACACUGCCAAGGAAGGCACCCUAGCAUUCUACACAUCGAUAAACCAACAGAGAAUGAAAACGACCACAUGACCAAUUGGACUAAACGAUCAGUCAGUGGAACUCCUGUCAUUCUGGAUAAAGAAGAGGACAUCGGGGCUGGAAAAUAUUGCAAACUGUCAAUAGUACCAGUACAAAUAAAAGUUUCCAAAGGCAGCAAAACUAUACAAACAUAUGCCUUUCUUGAUCCUGGCAGCACAUCAACCUUUUGCACAGAAAAUCUGAUGCGACGGCUGAAUACAACAGGAUGGAAGACUACAGUUCUCCUGCAAACAAUGGGUCAAAAGAAACCAGUGGAUAGUUAUGAAAUAACUGGACUACAAGUGGGUGAUUUGGAUGGGAAUAACUUUAUUGAUCUGCAGAAGACAUACACACAAACAAAGAUACCAGUGACAAAGAGAAACCUCUUCUCUCAAAAGGAUCUCAACAGGUGGCAUUACUUGAAGGAAAUACAACUACAAGAAAUUGAUGCGGACGUGGAACUCUUAAUCGGAGUAGAUGUCCCAAAGGCAAUGGAGCCCUGGCAAAUCAUAAAUAGCCACGGUAAUGGUCCUUAUGCUGUAAGAACUCUCUUAGGAUGGGUCGUCAAUGGACCGCUUAGUUCAACUACAGCUGUGGACACAUUUGGAAGACCAGUGGCAUCAGUAAACCGCAUCUCAAUUGAACAACUGGAAAAGCUUCUUGUAAAUCAGUAUCAUCAUGAUUUCACAGAGAGAUAAUAUGAGGGAAAACUUCAAAUGUCAGCUGAAGAAAGUAAAUUCAUGCAGCUGGUAUCAAGUGCAGCUACACUGAAGGAUAAUCACUAUUAUCUACCGUUGCCACUUCGUAAUAGUGAUGUCAUCAUGCCCAAUAAUCACCAUAUAGCUGAGCAAAGAGCACAUUACCUUGCUCAGAAAUUCAAGAAGGAUGCUGCUUAUGCUGAAGAGUACAAGGUCUUCAUGGAAGAUGUAAUCACAAAAGGCUAUGCGGAGAAGGUGCCAUCAAAGGACCUUCAUCCAAAUGAUGGCAAGGUGUGGUACAUACCCCACCAUGGGGUGUACCACAAGCGAAAAAAUACACUAAGAGUAGUAUUUGAUUGUACAUCUUCAUACAAAGGAACAUCACUCAACAAUGAACUCUUACAAGGACCUGACUUAACCAACUCACUUCUUGGCGUUCUGCUGUGGUUUCGCCAGGAACAGUUUGCCAUCAUGGCAGAUAUUGAAGGGAUGUUCCACCAAGUUCGAGUUCACGAAAAAGACACAAACUUGUUGAGAUUUGGUGGCCAAAUGGUGACACAAGCCAAAAUUUAGAGCAAUACCGAAUGAAAGUUCAUUUGUUUGGUGCCAUCUCCUCACCAAGCUGUGCCAAUUUUGCCUUGCAAAAGACAGCAGAAGAUAAUAAGAGCCAGAGUGACACAAUUGCAGUUGACACCAUUAAAUCAAACUUAUGUUGAUGACUGCCUGAAAUCUGUUGCAAAAGAAGAGCAAGCUAUUAUCCUCACUAAGAAUCUGAGUGAACUAUGUGCUAAAGGAGGUUUCAAACUAACAAAAUGGAUUAGCAAUAGCCGUGCUGUCCUGGCUGCUAUACCUGAUGAAUACAAAGCCAAACAGAUCAAGGAACUGGACCUGGAUAGAGAGAAGCUACCUGUGGAAAGGGCUCUUGGAAUGUACUGGAAUAUUGAAGACGACACAUUUGGAUUCCAAAUUGCAAUAAAAAACAGGACCCUUACCCGACGAGCUGUGCUCUCUACUGUCAGUUCAGUAUAUGACCCGUUAGGUCUUGCUGCCCCCUUUGUACUAAAGGCAAAACAAGUUCUCCAAGGUCUUUGUCAGGCUAAGUGUGGAUGGGAUGUAACAAUCCCUGGUCAGUUCUCCAAACCAUAUGAUAAAUGGCUGACUGAGUUGGAACAGUUAAAACAUUUGCAGGUUAGCAGAUGCUUCAAACCUGAGGAUUUUGGCCAAGUAGAAACCAUGCAGUUGCAUCACUUUAGUGAUGCCAGUGAGCAAGGAUACGGCACUGCAAGUUAUCUCAGAUGUGUCAACAGUUUGGGUGAAGUUCAUGUUGCUUUAGUGAUGGGGGAAGGCUAGAGUAACCCCUCUCAAAAAGAUGACUAUACCCAGACUGGAGCUUACAGCAGCCACCCUAGCUGCAAGGAUGGAUCGGAUGUUAUGCUCAGCGCUACAGCUAAACCUCCAAGAGUCCAUCUUUUGGACCGACAGCCAGUCUGUACUUAAAUAUAUCUGCAAUCAAACCAAGCGAUUCCACACCUUUGUAGCUAAUCGGAUUGCAGUUAUUCACGACAUGUCAAAUGAGACUCAGUGGAGAUAUGUGGACUCCAAACGAAAUCCGGCCGAUGAUGCUUCCCGGGGGCUAAACAUUGAAGCCUUCCUAAAGUCUAAAAGAUGGCUACAUGGACCCGAAUUCCUGCAAGAGGAGGAGUCUCAGUGGCCAGGGAACCCAGACAAAAGGUCACAAAGAUCUCUUUCUCCAGAUGAUCCUGAAGUGAAAAGGAAUGUCACUGUAAAUGUGAUGAGUAUUGAGGGGAAAAGUCCCACAAGUGAACUAAUUGAGCACUACUCAGAUUGGAACAGCCUGAAAAAAGCUGUAGCUUGGAUCCUGAAAUGGAAAAGAUUGCUCUUGGAGAUCACUCAAAGAAGGAAGGUGACAAACCCUGGAUUGCUGCCGAGUAAUGAUUCACUGAAGGAACGGGCCAUAAACUUUAAAGUGACCGUCAACACAAAUCUGACUGUGGAAGAUAUGGACAAUGCUGAAAUGGCCAUACUUGCAUUUGAACAAAGGAAACACUUUGCACAGGACAUUAACUUCCUUGAAAAAAGGAAAUACUGCCAAAAGGACAGCCCUAUAUUAAAAAUGGACCCAAUCCUUGAUCAAGGUAUACUGAGAGUUGGGGGGAGGAACAGAUCAGCUAUGCCAGUAAACGCUAAGAAUCCCAUAAUCCUGCCCAAAAAAUCCCACAUAUCAGAAAUCAUUCUAAGACACAUACACAUCCAAGUUGGUCACUCUGGAAGAAAUCACAUGCUGUCUAAACUAGGACAAAAAUAUUGGAUGUCCUCUGCAAACUCCUCAGCACGAAAGAUCAUCAGAAAGUGUGUUUUCUGCAGACGUAUGCAGUCUAAAGUAGGAGAGCAAAAGAUGGCAGAUCUUCCUCAGGACCGCGUGAUGCCAGAUUUACCAGAUUUCACUGCAGUUGGCAUGGACUAUUUUGGACCGUUUGAGAUAAAGCGAGGUCGGACUAAUGUGAAACGAUGGGGUGUAAUCUUCACAUGCCUUACUAGCCGUGCAAUCCACCUUGAAGUGGCUAGUAGUUUGGACACAAACUCCUGCAUCAAUGCAAUACGGAGAUUCUUAUAUCGUAGAGGUACUGUGAAAACCAUCAGAUCUGAUCAAGGUACACAUUUCAUUGGUGCGCAAAAGGAGCUUGAACAAUCAUUAAAAUAACUAAACCACGACAAAAUCCAAAGCAACCUUCUCCAAGAAGGGAUCGAGUGGAUAUUCAACCCAGCAGCAGGCCCUCACCACGGAGGCGUAUGGGAGCGACUCAUCAAGUCACUAAAAAAUAUUCUGAGCUCUGUGGUAAGAGAACAAGUCAUGGAUGAUGAGGCAUUGCAAACAGCCUUAUGUGAAGUGGAAGCUAUAAUGAAUGAUAGACCCAUCACAACCAUAACCAAUGACUUGAAUGAUGUGGAGCCUUUAACACCUAAUCAUCUGCUUCUGCUCAAAACUCAUCCUGUUAUGCCACCUGGACUCUUCGUGAAGGAGGACCUGUACUCAAGAAGAAGAUGGAGACAGGUACAAUAUCUGGCUGAUCUUUUUUGGAAGAGAUGGGUCAGAGAAUAUCUUCCAACAAUGCAACAGCGAAAUAAAUGGAAUAAGAUCAGAAGGAACUUUCUUCCUGGAGAUCUCGUUGUUAUUGUGGACGAUUCGGCUCCCAGAAACUCCUGGGUGCUAGGACGGAUUCUGAAGACCCUGCCAGGAAGUAAAGGGCUUGUCCGAAGUGUUCUAGUUAAAACAAAAACAAGUGUUUUACAGAGGCCUGUCAACAAACUCUGUUUGCUCCUGGAAGCUGGAGAUUAAGUGGACUACUACUGGCUAAAGCUAGAAAAAUCGAUUUUUGAACUCCAGAAGAAUCUCAUCUAUGAACUCUGACAAGAAGAAAAUUAAUAUUUGUUUUGAAUAUUGGCUCUAUUUAUUAUUUGUUGUAAUUGCUAUAUUCUAUGCAAUUAGGGGCUGGAAUGUUAGAGCCAUUUUCUGUGUUGACAAUGAGUGUAUUAUUUUCUUAUUAAUUUAGAUCUUAAUAUAUUCUUUCCAUUUAUGUAUUAGUACCGAAUUAAAUAUUCGGAGAAAAACCUUGAUUUACUGCGAGCCACACCUGUGAUAUAAGGAAGGGGUGGGACUGAGCGUGAGGAGGAAAUUGUCUCCAGCAAUGAACGGGGAAUCGGAACAGUCUUUGACCUCACGUUACACUGAUCGUUUUGUUUAUUUUGUUUGUUUAAAUAUAUGGAAGUAAAUAAAUCGGCCGAGGAAGGCAAA